CACCAGAUACUUUUGCCUCCAUCUGCACAAGUCCAGCCCGUCAAGUUGCCUCCGCUCACCGCUUGUGCUCUGCAACCCAUAGAACCUGAUCCUUUGAUUCACCUUCUAUCUAACACGUGAGCUCGUUGCUGAGCCACCAGUGGCCAUCGGUCCAAACGAACUGAUCGCAGCCUUCCCCAUUCAUUGACCAAUACAAAUACCCUUCUCGCAGCACAUCACGCGCCCCUUAGCCUCGUUGUGUAGUGACUAUCGUACGAGGGUGGGAGAUCACCCACGACGCCCUCGCCCAAUUCACCCGCCUCAGCUAUAAAUUCCCCGGCGACGACAGAAGAUUCUACCUUCCGUGUCUUUUCGCGACUUUGUUUGUUGACACAAUCUACCAUUGAGCACUCAUAACUAGCUUUCCUUUGUCUCACAAGAGCCUACCUCUCGGACAACACCCCCAACCAUGUCACCAUCGGGGCCAUUUCUGGGCCCGGAUGAUGCUCUGCCCCUGCGGCAGAUGCAGGCUUCGAGGCGGCAUGGAGCGCGUCGAACGAAGACUCGCCAUGCAUUCCGGGCCGCAACUUCUUUAAAUCAGCUGAGGAAGGCCCAGGAAGUAGAGCAUGGCAUUGGCCUUCAGAAUCUCUACAUUGGUAUAGCUGUUGCCGAAGGCAUUGGCGGGACAAUCGAUGUCGGCUUCGCUUCCCACGAUGGGACCUACUCAAUCGACUUUGCGGUCACAACGCUCGGGGGCAAAAAUGGACUCAGCGGUACAGAUAGCGGACGAGACACCCCGGGCCUUUCUGGCGCACAGACUCCUUCUGGUGUUAUGACGCCAUCGGGUUUACGCACUCCCCUGCCGCCGGAAGAGCGCCCUAUGGUUUUAGCCGACUAUUUGGUGGAGAAAAUCACCGAAUAUCAACGGUCCCAUUUGUACAAGUUCGUAGGUGCUGGACUUACGAAGGAGGUGAUAGAAAUGAGCCCGGACCUGCCAGCUCGGCUUUGGGAAGAACUAGACAUUGUCCCAUUGGUUUUUGUUCGUGAGCCAGAUGAAGAACGUCCCCCGAAACUGGAACACAGCUCCAUCAUGGUUGAUGAAGAGGCGGAUUCCAUGGCGAGGAAAUGUCUAAUGUACUUCGGCCCCAACCAGCAACCACGUGUUCAAGUCUUCUUUCGGAAUCGGGUUGCCGUCGAUGCCAAUGGCCAAAUUCGGAUCACUGUCGCCAAGCAAUAUCCCGAAACAGUUGGGAAACGGACGUGGGAUGCAACCAUGCAGUACGCAAAUUCGCUGAAACAGAAUAAUGUCAAGAUCGCUUUCUUCAACAGCACACCACAGGGGGGUGGCGUUGCCUUGAUGCGGCAUGCGCUUAUCAGGUUCUUAGAUUUGAUCAACGUGAAUGCGGCAUGGUACGUCCCUAAACCAAAACCUGAAGUCUUCCGAAUCACAAAGAACAACCACAAUAUUCUCCAGGGAGUGGCGGAUCCCAAGGUCCGGCUUACGGACAAUCAAAUACACAUCCUCGAUGACUGGUGCAAGCAGAAUGCUGAACGAUUCUGGAUAUCAAGUUCUAGUGAUGGAAAGAAGGCUGGACCGCUUGCGCCUCGCUCAAAGGGUGGUGCGGACGUUAUCAUUGUUGACGAUCCUCAGAUGCCAAGCCUUGUGCAGAUCGCCAAACAGAUUGACCCAGAGCGUCCCGUCAUUUAUCGCAGUCACAUCCAGGUGCGGGCCGACCUUGCUGACCAGGAAGGGACUCCAACUUCCGAGGUUUGGAACUGGGUCUGGAACAAUGUCAAGGACGCUGAUGUCUUUGUCAGCCAUCCUGUGCGCGAAUUUGUGCCAAAUUCUGUUGAUUUCAAGAAAGUAGGGUACAUGCCAGCCACGACUGACUGGCUCGAUGGCUUGAACAAAGAGAUGAGCGACUGGGACUCGGAUUAUUACAUGCACGAGUUCGACACAGAGUGCUUCAAGAUGCGGAUGUUUCGUCUUGAUCACCCUCAUCGCAAAUACAUUGUCCAAAUUGCGCGCUUCGAUCCUGCCAAAGGUAUCCCGGAUGUCCUAGCCUCGUACGCUAAACUCCGCCGCGAGUAUAUGAAGGAUAUGGAGCGGGAGCAAACACCUCAGCUUGUUGUCGCUGGACACGGAGCCAUUGAUGAUCCAGAUGCUACAUUAAUCUAUGACCAAACUCUCAAUCUACUCGAAACCCAGUACACCGAUAUCAAGGAGGAUGUCAUUGUUAUGCGCCUUGGGCCAACGGAUCAGUUACUAAAUGUACUCAUAUCGAAUGCUCAUAUCGCACUCCAGCUCUCAACACGGGAAGGCUUUGAGGUUAAAGUCUCAGAGGCGUUGCAUAAGGGUAUACCUAUCAUUGCUACGAAGGCUGGCGGUAUUCCUCUUCAAGUCGAGCAUGGUAAGAGCGGGUAUCUGGUCGAACCAGGAGACAGCAGUGCGGUCGCGAAGUAUCUCCACUACCUCUUCACCGACCAGGAAGCAUACGAUACGAUGAGCGAGUACGCGGCGACGCACGUUAGUGACGAGGUUGGCACCGUCGGCAAUGCGCUUUGCUGGCUGUACCUGGCAGAUGUUCUGUCCCAAGGCAGGAAUAUUGAGCCAAAUAGUGCCUGGAUCAACGACAUGGCGAGAGAGGAGGCAGGCUUGCCGUACGAGAAGUCGGAGCCUCGUUUGCCAAGGGACAAAAAAUUAGAUCUCACUUCCCCAACAGAGGGGUAGACGGUGGAUAGUAGACGGUCUUUAGCGUUCUCUUACAUUCUUACUUUUGAUCUGCUGGUGUCGGGUGGUAAUGGUAGGGUCGGAAAAGUCUUCGGUGUUCAAUAAUUGCUUUAUCAUAGGUCAAGGGAUGUUGUUUGAUCUUCGGCUCGGAGUACGGUUUCUCCCUAAUUCUUUCAUUGAAUCUGUACAAAUACUAAAAGUCUCUUCUUC
This is a messenger RNA of Lindgomyces ingoldianus, 2920 nucleotides long. RefSeq names its product trehalose synthase (Ccg-9). Lineage: Eukaryota; Fungi; Ascomycota; Dothideomycetes; Pleosporales; Lindgomycetaceae. The transcript is spliced from 4 exons. The record is from RefSeq and is a predicted model, not a curated record. Gene Ontology annotation, molecular function: glycosyltransferase activity. The coding region runs from base 449 to 2710 and encodes 753 amino acids.